Molecule: messenger RNA, 4305 nt
Organism: Hemibagrus wyckioides
Lineage: Eukaryota; Metazoa; Chordata; Actinopteri; Siluriformes; Bagridae
Gene: mapk9
Product: mitogen-activated protein kinase 9
Exons: 12
Coding region: 330-1598 (422 amino acids)
Biological process (GO): protein phosphorylation; JNK cascade
Cellular component (GO): nucleus; cytoplasm
Molecular function (GO): JUN kinase activity; ATP binding
Source: RefSeq, a predicted model, not a curated record
CCGCACUUUCUUUCCACUAUAAUAGCUGUAUGGAUUGCCAUUUAGGGCAAUUUCUUUGACACACAGUCCAUUUGCAUGGCAGAAUUUUACUUUUUGUGAAUAAAAUACGUUUAAAUUAGCCACAGAUGCAAGACUUGCCCUUCAGCGCAUCUUCAGUACUGCUUUAAUAUGUUUUUCAUUUUCAGUAUGAGACCAGAGAUUUGUGUAUCAGCUAAUCCUUGAUGCUGAUCCAGUACUGAGGCCGACAUCCUCUUUAGCAAACAACUGGACUGUCUAAAGCUUCUGUUGGCAAGGUCUGAAUUGUCCAGCGGCACUCAGAUAGAGGAGCCAUGACAGAAGGGGAAGGACAUUUUUACAGCGUGCAGGUGGGAGACUCCACCUUCACAGUGCUGCGACGUUACCAGCAGCUCCGUGCUAUCGGCUCCGGGGCGCAGGGCAUCGUCUGCUCUGCUCUCGACACGGUCUUGGGCAUCCCUGUAGCAGUGAAAAAGCUCAGCCGGCCUUUUCAGAACCAGACCCACGCCAAGCGAGCCUACAGAGAACUGGUGCUGCUAAAAUGCGUCAAUCACAAGAACAUCAUUCGUUUACUCAAUGUCUUCACACCUCAGAAGUCUCUGGAGGAGUUUCAGGAUUUGUACCUGGUGAUGGAGCUGAUGGAUGCCAGCCUGUGUCAGGUCAUCCACAUGGACCUGGACCAUGAGAGGAUGUCCUACUUGCUCUACCAGAUCCUGUGUGGCAUCAGACACCUGCAUUCUGCUGGUAUCAUCCACAGGGACCUGAAGCCGAGUAACAUAGUGGUGAAAUCAGACUGCACUUUAAAAAUCCUAGACUUCGGCCUGGCCAGGACCGCCUGCACCAACUUCAUGAUGACUCCGUACGUGGUGACCAGAUACUACAGAGCGCCAGAGGUCAUUUUGGGCAUGAAGUAUAAGGAGAACGUGGAUAUUUGGUCAGUGGGCUGCAUCAUGGGAGAGAUGGUGAAAGGCAGCGUUAUAUUCCAAGGCACUGAUCACAUUGACCAGUGGAAUAAGGUUAUCGAGGUGCUGGGAACUCCUUCUCUGGAGUUCAUGAACCGUCUGAUGGAGACAGUGAGGAACUACGUGAUGAACAAGCCACAUUUCCCCGGAGUCAGCUUCAGUGAGCUUUUCCCAGACUGGGCUUUUCCGUCAGACACCGAGCACGACAAACUGAAGACGAGUCAAGCCCGGGACCUGUUGUCAAAGAUGUUGGUAAUCGAUCCGGAGUCUCGCAUCUCUGUCCAGGAAGCCUUGAAUCAUCCCUACAUCCACGUGUGGUACGACCCAGCUGAGGCUGACGCGCCCCCACCUCAAAUCUCAGACAAACAGUUGGAGGAGAGGGAACACAGCAUAGAGCAGUGGAAAGAGCUGAUCUAUAAAGAGGUGAUGGACUGGGAAGAGAGGAACAAAAACGGUGUCCUAAAGGAGGAGUGCUUAGUAGACGGUGUGGUGAACAGCAGCGCUACAGCCUCUCAGUCCUCGUCCUUUAACGACAUCUCGUCCAUGUCCACAGAGCAGACGCUGGCCUCAGAUACGGAUAGUUCCUGCAUCGACACCAUCGCUGGGGGAUUAGAGGAGUGACUGUGAGCUCCUGCACGCCAUAGCUCGCUCUCCUAAUCCCUCCCUCUAUCUCUCUCUCUUUUUUUUCCUUUUUCUUCCUCCCCCUCCUCCUCCACACAUCCACACAUUUUUCCAGAUGGCAGUGUGGGCCCCGUCUUGUUCCAGACAGACAGGCUGUGACACUCUGGGGCUCUCACUUGUGAAUCUCUCACAGAAUCAUUUUCCGCCUAGUUUCAUAGUGUUUUAUUAAAUCGAGUACGUAUUUUAGAGCAGGAACUAAAAAGGUACCUGUAGUUAUGGCCAAUGAACUAAAUUUCUUUGGUAGAAAUAAUUGGUGUCUAAAUAUUUCAAAGUUCAGUGAAAGUGGAAAAUGCAGUGGAAAUGUUCUUAUUAGUUAGAUGAUAAACAGCAGGAGAGCCAGUUUGCUAAAUUUACCAUUCACAUUAAUAAUGGCUUUUUGUUUACAUGCAGGCAUGCGGAAACUCCUACCUUUUAAUUCAGUUUAAAAUACAGAAUAAACUAGAAUGAACUUUUAGCUUAAAAGAUAACUACGAAGCUCAUGGUACUUUCCUUACUCACCACGCUCCCAUUUAUUUUUUUCUUCUCUUCCUCUCUCUCCGUUCCUGGUAGCUGAUAUAUUCCUUUUACAUAUUCUCACUCAAGAAGCACAGACACUCCUGGAGCAAGCUAAUCGCUAGCAAGUUCCCCUUUCCUGGAAAUGUUAGAAGUUCUCAAUGCUCUGCUUGAAGUAUUGCAUGCCACUCAUCUUGAGCUCUUUUUAAGAAAAGUAUAUGUUUACAGGCCCCCUGAUUCUGCCUGAAUGAAUACACUUUAAGAAAUGGUAGUGCCUGCCUCUGUAUAUAGACACGAUUACACCAUGUUUUCAAUCAGAGAACUUGAUAAUGCAUCUCACUCAUAUAGGGUGUAGCCAUGUAUAUAGAUUUAUUUGUACAUUUUUUUUGUGUCUUGUGGAAACCUGAUUUUACACAGCUUCUCUGAAAAUGGUUAAUGGAAAGUACUGUACAUCAUACACUUGAUUUCCAAAAGGUAUGAUGUGGGGAAAUUUUGGAUUUGUUGCAGACAAAAGAAAAAAAAUCUGCAAGUAGGAGUGGUCACAUUGCGUACGUAUUGAUGAGGAACGCCGAAACCGAGGGCGCGGCUCACGAGUUUUCCUUUCUGUGUCAUUCCAAAGGAUUCUGCAGCGUUCAGAAAUAAUUCACGAGCUCAAAGCAGGAGAUCGCCUUUUUAGGUUCAACCCAUAAGGAUGUCUCGCAAAUCAAAUUUUUAUCUUUGUUUCUUAAUCACGUUUAAACACCAAUGUCCCUUUUACGGAAAGGAAAAUGAGCUUUAUUUUAUACAAAACUCUUCAGAGAGGCAAAUCUUCUUCCCCUGUGUAUGCGUUGUGCAUUUUCACUGCAUUAAGUGAUUGGCAUGCUGUGGCUGAACACAGCAAGUAGCAUUGUAUUAUAAAUCUCUUGUCCUGUUAACACAAUAGCAUGUGCUUCACAUCGAGCAAUCCGUUGUUACCUGUCUAUCCAGUUUUGUUUUUUUGUUUUUUUUUUCAUUUUCACCCUGGGAAAACAUUGUCUGUGCUGAGACUUGAAAACAAAACAAAAGAACAAGAGAAAAUUCCUCUCUAUAAUAUAGCUGUUAUUUUGCAGAAACGCAUGAAAGCUGUUGUUCGGUGCAAAUCUUACUUAUAGGUGCAUACCAGGGAAUGUCCCCUCACACAGGGGCAUUCCCACUAGUUAUCGACUCAUCUGGAGGUGAACGUAGCUGGUGUCAUCUUCACGCGGCGUGACGGACUUUCUUGACGGACUUUCUGAAGGGACCUUGCACGCGGAAGUGCAGCCUCAUCAUGAACAUUCCUCAUGCCUUAAUAUCCUCGCCGUUUCUCCUCCCCACCCACCCGCCCAACCAGCCUGGUCUGACGCUUAAGAAGCUUUAUGUGAAUGGACAGAAUGAUCGAAGACCAGGCAGCGUUAUUUGCUCUUGCACAAUAGCUUUCUCAUUCAUACACAUUUCUAGCAAAUUGCUGUAAAAUAGCAUCAAUCCAAGUACGAUGCAGGUGACCUCACCUGGUUCUUUUCGUAAUAGUAGCACGGUAAUAUACAUUAUGUAUAUUAUACAUAUACAUUAAUAUACAUUAUGUAUUGCAGUAGUGCAAUGUUGGUGUUUUGUUUCUUUCCUUCCCUCUAAACCUUCACAAGUCAGCUUGUUUGUGAAUGAAUGAAUUCUGCAAGCACUUUUUGGGAACUAAAGUGAGUUUGGUGGUAUUAAAUUCCAGUUACAAACUGGACAUGAACUCUCUAAAGGGCUUACCGGUGUUUCCGAGGGCAUGUCUCUGACAUUUUUUUGUCACUUUGACAAUCCGUAUUGCUAGAAAUGGGACCAGUCUUUUUUUUUUUUUUUCUUCCAUCACUCAAAAACAUUAAAACAGCCACCUAUAAAAUAAUCUUAACUGCUAUGUAUGAGUAAUACUGUUAUGCUUGUUUGUGGUUUCUAUUGUUGUGUCACGUAUGGAUGUGCUCUCUGUGGGCUGUCGUGAACGAAAACUCCCGAGCGGGUUUCCGUCAUUCAGCCCUGUCUGAAACAUAUGCAAAAAUCUCAAACAGGAUUAUCGGUCUGCUGCAACUCAGUGUCCAGUCCAUUCAUUUCUAUGUGAGGGUGCGAAAAGAAAAAAAAAAAAAAAGGUGUAACAAAUUGCCAAAUAAAUCACUUUAAAUUA